AUGAGAGGUACAUUGGGAAACAGCAUAGGGGGUGAAGAAGAGAUAUGGAACACAACUCUGGAUAUCGACGAUUCACUACGUGAUCGAGACGGAGAACUAGAUUGUAUCCAGAAUGCAAUCAAAUAUGCAAGUUGCGCCCUUGCACUGACCCCAUACGGGCACCCGCAUUUAGCGCCCCGACUCGCUUCCUUAGGGUCAUCUUAUGACGAUCGGUUUCGGCGCCUGGGGGAGGUAGAUGACGUUGAGAAAGCAAUCAAAUACUUUAUUUGUGCCCUUGUGGUAACUCCUGACAAUCACCCAGACCUGCCAGCGCGGCUUGUUGAUCUAAGCAUAGCUUAUACACAUCGAUACAAAUCUCUGCAAGAGGUACAGGACCUCAAUCUGGCCAUCGAAUAUAAAUCCCGUCUGGUCCAAAUCACUUCCGAUGAUAACCAAAACCUGCCACGUUGGGUCACUAGUCUGGGAAUAUCUUACACAGAGCGAUACAAGCGACUGGGUGAAACUGGUGACCUCGAAAGAGCAAUCGAAUGUGACUCUCGUGCAGUCACACUUACCCCCAGUGGGCAUCCAGACCUCCCAUCUCGGCUUAUUAAUCUAGCGUUGUCUUACGAGGACCGAUAUGAACGUUUGAAUGAACUCCGCGAUCUCGAUAGAGUAAUCGAGAACAGAUCGCGCGCGGUCGAACUCACUCCUAGCUCCCGCUCAGAAUUCCCACGCCGGCUUGCUGGUUUAGGAUCAUCUUAUAGCAGCCGGUUCGAGCGCCUGGGCAAAAUGGUUGAUCUCGAAGAGGCAAUUAAAUACCAAUUUCUUGCAGUCGAAUCGACUUCUGAAAAUGAUCCAAGCAUGGCGGAGCGAUUGAGCAACCUGGGCAUAUCUUACACUAAUAGACAUCAGCGUUCUGGAGAAUCGGGUGACCUUGAGAAAUCAAUUCAACAUAAAUCUCGUGCACUCAAGCUUACCCCCGACAGUGAUCCUAACCUUCCCGACCGGUUGCUUGGUUUAGGGGCCUCUUAUUGUGAUCGGUACAUGCUCCUAAAUGAACUUAAUGAUCUCGAGAAAUCAAUCGAAUACAUAGACCACGCAGUCGAUAUCACCCCUGACGGCCACUCAGACCUCCCAAACCUGCUUGCUGGUCUAGGUGUGUGCUAUACCCACCGGUUUGAACGGUUGGGUGAAAUAGGAGACCUUGAAAAAGCAAUGGGUUACAAAUCUCGCGCACUUAACCUCACACCCAAAGGCCACACAGACCUGCCGCGCCGACUUUGUGAAAUAGCGGUAUCUUGUACCCAACGAUAUAGACGCCUGGGCGAAAUUGCCGAUCUCGAAAACGCAAUAGAGUACGACUCUCGUGCGGUCGCGCUUACUCCAGAGGAUCAUCCAGAGUUUCCGAGUCAGCUUGGCAAUCUGGGGGCGUCUUACGAAGAUCGAUAUCUGCGUCUAGGUGAACCUGACGAUCUCGCAAAGGCCAUCAAAUACAUAUCUCGUGCACUCGAACUUAUGCCUAAUGAUCAUCAGGAUGUAGCGGCCUGGUGCACUGGUUUAGGCUCAUGUUAUGCUGAUCGGUAUAUACGCAUAGGCGCGCUUAGUGAUCUCUCAAAAGCAAUUGAGUACAAAGAACGAGCACUUAGGCUCACUCCCGACACCCAUCCGCGCUUGCCAGACCAGCUCGCCAAUCUGGCAUCGUCCUACCAUGAUCAAUAUCAACGCCUCAAAGAUCUCGAUGAUCUUCAGAAAGCCAUCGAACUUAAAUCUCGUGGACUUGCACUUACUCCCAACGGCCACCCAAGUCUGUCGGGUCUACUUGGGGAUCUUGGUGUUUAUCACGACGAUCGGUAUAGAAGCCUGGGUGAAAUCGUUGACCUUGAGAAAUCGGAUGAUUACAUAGCCCGUGCAGCUAGCCAGAGUCCAGAGGGGCAUCCUAGUUCGUCUCUGCGGUAUUUUAAUUGGGCUAUAACCUGUUUUGCCCAAUAUCAGCGUACGAAUGAUCCUUCUCAACUAGCAAAUUCGCUCGAUUCGUUCCGCAAAGCCACUCAAAUUUUCAACGGGGGACCACGCGACAUAUUUUACUAUGCCUUCCGCUGGGCAAAGCUGGCUUCCAGACAUAACCCCCUCAAUCCUUUGGAAGCCUUUCGCACAACAAUUGAUCUACUUCCUCAGUUCAUCUGGUUGGGUGCCACGACCAAUCAACAAUAUCAAGAUCUCACACUUGCAGAGAAUCUGGCCGGACGAGCCGCUUCUGCUGCAAUUUUAUCCUCAGAGUAUAAUUUGGCGCUUGAAUGGAUGGAACAUGCACGAUGUGUGGUCUGGAACCAAAGCUUGAUGCUUCGGACCGCUCUCGAUGACCUUUCAACCUCUUUCCCUGAUCUAGCCAACCGCCUCCAACGAUUGGCUCGGCAACUGAAUGAAGCAACCUCUGAUCCUGUAGGAUCUGACCGAGUUAUUUCCACUUCUGCCCCAGAAUACCGGCAUGCACUGGCUCGUAGGUACAACGACUUAUUAGCACAGCCCGUGUUAUCCUUUCUCGGGUACUUGGAGGAUGUACCCAUAGGCAGCACCAUACCACAUGUGACUUGGUGUCCAACUGGUGCUGUAUCUUUUCUUCCACUUCAUGCAGCGGGAGACUAUGAUAAACCCGAUGCGAGAUCGUUCAAAUACGUCUGCUUUGGGACCUGGCUCCCGAGUGCUCGGAGUUGGGCAAGAAGCUACAUCUUAUCAAGGUACAAUUUGAGCAAACUUCCAGGCACAACUAGGGAGCUCGGCUAUUUGAAGGAGCAAGUUCAGAAAAUCAAGAGCGUUGGGUUCUCGGAGCUUACGGACGAAAACGCAACGACAAAAGCUGUACUCGACGCCAUGGAAAACCAUGAUUGGGUUCAUCUUGCUUGUCACGCUCACCAAAACGUUGACGAUCCAAGUGAGAGUGGGUUCUUAUUGCACGAUGGGAUCUUGGAUCUGGCUUCCAUCAACCGACGGUCUUUUAAGAACAAGGGCCUUGCUUUCCUUUCAGCUUGCCAGACAGCAACAGGAGACUCCAAGUUACCUGACGAAGCGGUGCACCUGGCGUCUGGUAUGCUAAUGGCGGGGUACUCGAGUGUGAUAGCGACGAUGUGGUCGGUUAAGGAUGCAGACGCACCGCUAGUCGCCAAUGAAGUAUACAGCCAAUUGAUGAGGAUGGGAAGCUUGGGAAAGGAGAGGCCGGAAGAGCCCUGCACCGUGCUGUUGCAGAACUACGCGGGAAGAUUGGAGAGAAUGAGUUCGGUCGUUGGGUGCCGUACAUUCAUAUAG
Molecule: messenger RNA, 3282 nt
Organism: Rhizoctonia solani
Lineage: Eukaryota; Fungi; Basidiomycota; Agaricomycetes; Cantharellales; Ceratobasidiaceae
Product: CHAT domain protein
Exons: 5
Coding region: 1-3282 (1093 amino acids)
Molecular function (GO): protein binding
Source: RefSeq, a predicted model, not a curated record